Brugia malayi is the source of this 819-nucleotide messenger RNA. RefSeq lists its product as uncharacterized. The record is from RefSeq and is a predicted model, not a curated record. The coding region runs from base 1 to 819 and encodes 272 amino acids. NCBI's taxonomy places the organism in Eukaryota, Metazoa, Nematoda, Chromadorea, Rhabditida, Onchocercidae. The transcript has 6 exons. Gene Ontology annotation, molecular function: peptidyl-prolyl cis-trans isomerase activity.
AUGCAUUGUAAUAAAUUAGUUCUCAUCGUGGGCGCUACAAUAAUAUGCUUUGCAUCUGUAUUCAGUGAGGACGAAGAGAAACUCAGUUGGAAGGAAAAUGAUGGACUGGAGAUUAAAAUAAUAAAACCAAUCAAGCCAGAGAAAUGUAAGGUGAAAAGCCAACCUGGUGAUAUCGUUGAACAGUUCUACAAACUUUCUGAUACAGAUGGACAAACGAUAGGAUCCAAUUUCGGCAAGAAACCAUAUUCAUUUACACUUGGUAAAAAUCAAGUUAUCAGUGGCAUGGACCGUGCUAUGACCGGUAUGUGUAUCGGUGAAAAGAGGAAAGUGGUCAUCCCAGCACAUCUAGGUUUCGGAGAUGAUGGUCGAGACAGAGAUAAUAUAAGAGGUGGACAGACACUGUACUACACGAUACAGCUUGUGGAUCUAUUCAGACCGGUACCUGGUGAUUCGUGGACUGAUGACGAUGGUUUGAAAAUUGAGGUAACACACAAAAUUGAUGAGAAAGAAUGUCGCAAGGCCGACAAAGGUGAUACAAUUCAUCAGCACUAUACGCUUCACCUAGAGCAUUUCGAUGGGACAUUUAUCGAUUCAAGCUUUAGCCGAAAUGCGCCAUUCAUUUUCAGACUUGGAAAGGGAGAGGUGAUCGAAGGUAUGGAUCGAGCAAUGAGUGGUAUGUGUGAAGGGGAAAGAAGAAAAGUGGUCAUUCCAUGGAAAUUGGGGUAUGGCGCUGAAGGUCGAAAGCCAUCGAUACCUGGUAAAGCUGACUUGUACUUCGAUAUCGAACUUCGUAAAUUAAUUAAGCAUGAUGAGUUAUAA